This is a messenger RNA of Diachasmimorpha longicaudata, 5822 nucleotides long. RefSeq names its product brefeldin A-inhibited guanine nucleotide-exchange protein 1 (gene Sec71). The coding region runs from base 343 to 5439 and encodes 1698 amino acids. NCBI's taxonomy places the organism in Eukaryota, Metazoa, Arthropoda, Insecta, Hymenoptera, Braconidae. Gene Ontology annotation, molecular function: guanyl-nucleotide exchange factor activity. The record is from RefSeq and is a predicted model, not a curated record. The transcript has 4 exons. Gene Ontology annotation, biological process: regulation of ARF protein signal transduction.
UCAAGCUUGAAACUACCACUACUUUAUACAACGUGCCAACAGUACACUCCCAAGUGACACAAAAAUUAUUCACACCUUGGUAGGCCCCAAAAGUGUCUCUAAAAUUCCCAAGACAUCGUCCCAAACGAUGAAAAAUAUCGUGUAACGAGUGACAAGCCCUGAAAAAUAUUAAUUCAACAACACUUCCACCGAUUGUUGAAGAUGCUUACGUCAACGUACUUUCACAUUUUUAACCUCGAAUACGACUCAUCACUCCCAAAACCCCCGAUUGAACAAAAACAACAGGCCCUUUAGGCCCACAAACCCGAAACAUCUCAUGAAACAACUGUUUCACUAUUGACGAUGCAAAAUAACUCUAAAACAAGAGAAAUGUUUAUAGUAAGAGCAUUGGAAAAAAUACUAGCCGAUAAGGAUGUCAAGCGUUCCCACUUGUCACAAUUACGAAAAUCAUGCGAAACAGCACUAGACGACCUUCGAAAGGAGAUAAAAGAGGGACCGAGUGUGCAAGGUGAGGAGGCCAUAUCAAAUGCCCUGCCCCAGCCAAAGAACGAUUCAAACGUAAUAUCAGCAGAGAAGUACUUUCUUCCUUUCGAGCUAGCAUGUCAGGGCAAAUCCCCUCGAAUAGUGGUGACAGCUUUGGACUGCCUGCAGAAGCUGAUAGCAUAUGGUCAUCUGACUGGCAACGUUCCAGAUUCAACAGAACCCAACAAAUUGUUGAUUGUGAGGAUCGUGGAGACAAUAUGCAGCUGCUUCAUGGGCCCCCAGACAGACGAGGGGGUCCAGUUGCAGAUAAUUAAGGCCCUUUUAACUGUGAUGACUAGUCAACAUGUGGAAGUACAUGAAGGGACUGUCUUACUGACGAUACGUACUGUGUAUAAUGUUUAUUUGGCAUCAAGGAAUCUGGUUAAUCAGACGACAGCUAGGGCUACAUUAACGCAAAUGAUUAAUGUUAUUUUUGCAAGGAUGGAGACACAGGCUGAGGAUGAGGCGAGGAUUGGAGAAAAUACUUGUGUCCAACCCCCAGAGACUCCAGUAACCCGAGUGGAUUUAGAUGAGAGUACUUCAGGAGAUCACCCAGAGUCCUCGUUUGAGUCCACUCAAAUCGUCACUAGUAUCCUCGAGGAGGUAAUAACUACCGUUGUACCUGAAGACCCGCCAGUCCCCUCGCCUUUGGAGGACGGGAAUCCCGACCAAGUCCAAACUGACGAUAACACCGAUGAGACAACAACCGAGGCCGAUAACAUGGUAGCAGCAAAGUUCAGCCAUGUCCUUCAGAAGGACGCUUUCUUAGUCUUCAGAGCUCUGUGUAAACUCUCGAUGAAACCGCUGCCUGAUGGCACACCAGACCCCAAAUCCCAUGAGCUGAGGUCAAAAAUCUUAUCUCUGCAGUUGCUUCUGGGUAUCCUCCAGAAUGCUGGACCAGUCCUGCGUUCCAACGAGAUGUUCGUAAUAGCUAUCAAACAGUACUUGUGCGUUGCUUUAUCAAAGAAUGGGGUGUCCUCAGUGCCUGAAGUAUUCGAGUUGUCCCUGGCAUUGUUCCUAGCUCUGCUGGCUAGAUUCAAGGUCCACCUGAAGAUGCAGAUCGAGGUUUUCUUCAAAGAGAUCUUUAUGAACAUCCUGGAGACUUCCAGUAGUUCCUUCGAGCACAAGUGGAUGGUGAUUCACGCUCUGACGAGAAUCUGUGCCGAUGCCCAGAGUGUUGUGGACAUUUACGUCAACUACGACUGCGACUUGUCAGCAGCAAAUUUAUUUGAGAGACUUGUCAAUGAUCUAUCAAAAAUAGCACAGGGUCGUCAGGCAUUAGAGCUUGGUGCCUCCCCCAAUCAGGAAAAGUCGAUGAGGAUUAGAGGCUUGGAGUGUCUAGUUUCCAUACUUAAGUGCAUGGUGGAGUGGAGCAGAGAUCUCUACAUUAAUCCUGGUACUCCAGUCGACCAACAAAUUCCCAGUGAACCGCCUGAUCCCCCGCUCAACUCGUCCUUACCUCGUUAUGGUAGUGCUGGCAGUUUGUCAUCAGCAAAUUCUAGUCUUGUAGGGAAUAAGGAGGUGUCAGACUCGCCAGAGCAGUUUGAAGUACAGAAACAGCAGAAGGAGGUGUGGGAGGCCGGUAUAGAUAUAUUCAACAGAAAGCCUAGCAAAGGCAUUCAGUAUCUCCAAGAACAGGGACUACUGGGGGCUUCAGCCGAGGAUGUGGCGAGGUUUCUCCAUGUUGAUGAGAGGCUCGAUAAAACCGCUAUUGGGGACUUUCUGGGAGAUCAUAAUCAUAAUCAAGUCAUGUAUAAUUACAUAGACCAGAUGGACUUUAUUAAUAGAGAUUUGGUGUCGGCGCUCAGGUAUUUUUUGGAGGGCUUCAGACUACCCGGGGAGGCCCAGAAGAUUGAUAGGCUUAUGGAAAAGUUUGCCAGUCGAUACUGCGAGUGCAAUCCGAACAAUGGCUUGUUUACCAGUGCAGACACCGCUUACGUCCUAGGUUUUUCGAUAAUAAUGCUGACAACUGAUCUCCAUUCACCACAGGUCAAAAAUAAAAUGACCAAAGAGCAGUAUAUCAAAUUAAAUCGACGGAUUAGUGACAAUGAGGAUUUACCCGAGGAGUAUCUCUCCAAAAUUUAUGACGAGAUUGCUGGGAACGAGAUCAAGAUGAAAUCGCAUCCUAAUAGGCCAGGAAAGCAAGUGAUCUCCAGUGAGAAAAAACGUCGUCUCCUAUGGAACAUGGAAAUGGAGUUGAUCUCGACAGCAGCCAAGAACCUCAUGGACUCUGUCAGUCAUGUGCAGGCGCCAUUCACCACCGCCAAACACCUGGAACAUGUCCGUCCAAUGUUCAAGAUUGCCUGGACCCCCUUCCUGGCAGCAUUCAGCGUAGGUCUUCAAGACUGCGACGAUCCAGAGAUUGCCUCCCUCUGUCUUGACGGGAUCAGGUGUGCGAUACGCAUUGCCUGCAUAUUCCAUAUGUCUCUAGAACGAGACGCUUACGUCCAGGCCCUAGCUAGAUUCACACUUCUAACUGCCAAUUCUCCCAUCACCGAGAUGAAGGCCAAGAACAUUGACACGAUAAAAACCCUGAUAACAAUCGCUCACACCGAUGGUAAUUAUUUGGGAAGUUCCUGGCUGGACGUCGUAAAAUGUAUUUCUCAAUUGGAACUGGCUCAGCUGAUUGGAACGGGGAUAAGACCCCAGCUCCUUGGGCCCCCUUCGAAGCCCUACUUUCCUUCACCUUUGAAUAAUUUUACAAGCCUGACACACAAUAAUUCGCACCAGUCCAACAGCCUCAAUCUGUCCUCGUUAGACCCCAGUGUGAAGGAGUCUAUUGGAGAGACUAGUUCUCAGAGUGUCGUGGUGGCAGUCGACAGGAUUUUUACGGGGUCUACGCGGCUGGAUGGUGACGCCAUCGUGGAAUUCGUAAAGGCCCUCUGCCAGGUGUCCUUAGAAGAGCUAUCUCACCCAACACAACCCAGGAUGUUUUCCCUGACGAAGAUCGUGGAGAUAUCCUACUACAACAUGGGGAGGAUUAGGCUGCAGUGGUCCAGGAUCUGGCAGGUCGUGGGUGAUCAUUUUGAUCGGGUGGGUUGCAGCCCGAGACAGAAUAUUGCCUUUUUCGCUGUCGACUCACUCCGACAACUUGCCACGAAGUUCAUUGAGAAGGGAGAAUUCGCAAAUUUUAGAUUUCAAAAGGAGUUCUUGAGGCCCUUUGAACACAUAAUGAAGAAGAACAGAUCUCCAAUCAUAAGAGAUAUGGUAGUGAGGUGUGUAGCUCAGAUCGUCCAUUCACAAGCACCGAACAUAAGAUCCGGAUGGAAAAAUAUUUUCAGUGUAUUCCAUCAUGCCGCGAGUGAUCGAGACGAGUCCGUUGUAGCCCUCGCCUUUUCAAUGACAGGAAAAAUAAUUAAUGAACUCUACGCUGAAGACUUUAGUAUCAUGGUGGAUUCUUUUCAAGACGCUGUUAAGUGCCUGAGCGAGUUUGCUUGUAAUUCGUCAUUUCCUGACACAAGUAUGGAAGCGAUAAGACUGAUUCGCACGAGUGCCUCGUAUAUCGAUGCUAACCCCCAGAUGUUCGCUGAGGGAAUGAUGGAUGAGAAUGGAAUGGUAUCAGAGGAGGACAGGGCCUGGGUGAGGGGCUGGUUUCCACUUCUCUUCGAGUUGUCUUGUGUUGUCAGCAGAUGUAAACUAGACGUUAGAACGAGAGCAUUGACGGUGCUUUUUGAUGUAGUAAAAACUCACGGGAGCUCCUUCAAGCCUCACUGGUGGAAGGAUCUCUUCCAAGUUCUCUUCAGAAUUUUUGAUAAUAUGAAAUUACCCGAGCAGCACACAGAAAAGGCAGAAUGGAUGACAACUACCUGCAAUCAUGCACUAUAUGCCAUUGUCGAUGUUUUCUCACAAUUUUAUGACGUCCUGGGGCCUCUGCUCCUGGGACAACUGUAUUCACAACUUUUAUGGUGUGUACAACAGGAUAACGAACAGUUAGCGCGGUCAGGGACAAAUUGUCUUGAGAAUCUCGUCAUCAGUAAUGGUGUUAAAUUCGAUGAGGACACCUGGUCGAAGACAACUAGAUGUAUUCUUGAUAUCUUCGAGAGCACUUUACCCGGAGUUCUGCUCACCUGGAAGCCUCCCUCCAUAAAUAAGGAAUCAGAUCUUGAUGUAAUUACUGGAGAGCAUGAUAAUCACGUGGGGAUUCUGAAGAGGAGCAACAGCAAUCAGAGUUUGACGAGCAGUACUUCGGAUGUGGGCAGUAACAGAAUCUUCUCAGCGCUGCUGAUCAAGUGUGUAGUUCAACUAGAGCUGAUCCAGACCAUUGAUAAUAUUGUCUUUUACCCGGCAACGUCCAGAAAAGAGGAUCAGGAGAAUCUGGCACUGGCCCAAGCUGAUAUGCUUAACGGAAGGUCCAGUGAUUCGGGUCUGGAUGGCUCUGGAAGUGAACAGAAGGAAGAGCAGGGAAUGUAUUCCGCCCUGAACACGAUACACUUGCUUCAGCUGGUUGAGUGUCUUCUCAGGUCCCAUCGUUUCGCCAAGAGCUUCAAUGUUAAUAAUGAACAGAGAAAUGUUCUCUGGAAAGCAGGAUUUAGGGGCACAGUCAAGCCGAAUUUGCUGAAGCAGGAGACGCAAUCACUUGCUUGUGCUCUCCGGAUUCUAUUCAAAAUGUACAAUGAUGAGUCCCAUCGGAGCAAUUGGUCAACUGUGGAAUCACAUCUCGUGGAGACUUCGAGAGAGGCUUUGGAAUAUUUUCUGGCACUUCCUAAUGAAGCACAUAGAGACGCCUGGACGCCUAUUCUUCUCCUUCUGCUCAAUAGAAUCCUUAAAAUGUGUGACAACAGAUUUGCUGUUCAUGCAGCUAAUUGUUACUCGCUACUCUGUGAAGUCAUGUGUUUCGACCUCAAGCCAGAACCUCGAUCGGUUUUACGAAGAUUUUUCCUCAGAAUUGGACCGGUUUUCAGAAUCACACCAAUGUAACAAACAUGGAAGCACUGAUGAGUGUAAAGAGCGGAGUGAUUGACGAUUCAUGAUCCCUGAUUUAUAAGUUUUGAGGAAGUGUAUUUAUUAAAUCACGUGAAUCAGUAAGAAUAUACAUAAUGUUAUAUACAUAGUUUAAUUUUAGGCGGAGAAGUACUAAUGUUGAAUUCAGAGUGAACGAUUGGAUGGGAGUGAGCACUGAUGGACUCUGUCUAAUCGUGUAUUUUUCUCUUGUGUUUAUGGUAUGCAAGGUUGAAUUGUAAGUUCGGAGGUGCAGUAAGAGAGAAUAUAUAUAAAUAUGAGUGGAUGUUUGAGGGGAGAUUUUUGCCCAAGGGAUUAUGCUCGUAGAGUUUUAAUAAAAACAUGAAACAACAGCCACUAAA